Penicillium waksmanii is the source of this 1200-nucleotide messenger RNA. It is a transcript of the gene erg10B, whose product is annotated as acetyl-CoA C-acetyltransferase. Lineage: Eukaryota; Fungi; Ascomycota; Eurotiomycetes; Eurotiales; Aspergillaceae. Gene Ontology annotation, biological process: fatty acid beta-oxidation; ergosterol biosynthetic process. Gene Ontology annotation, molecular function: acetyl-CoA C-acetyltransferase activity. Bases 1 to 1200 code for a protein of 399 amino acids. The transcript has 4 exons. The record is from RefSeq and is a predicted model, not a curated record.
AUGUCUUCCCUUCCUCCCGUCUACAUUGUUUCCACCGCCCGUACCCCUGUGGGCGGUUUCCUUGGCUCUCUUUCCACCCUUGCCGCCCCCAAGCUCGGUGCCCAUGCUAUCAAGUCUGCUGUCGAGCGUGCUGAGGGCAUCAACCCCGCCGAUGUCGAGGAGGUCUUCUUUGGCAAUGUUCUGUCUGCUGGUGUCGGACAGAACCCUGCCCGCCAAUGCGCUAUCGGUGCUGGCCUCGCGGAUUCCACCGUCUGUACCACCGUCAACAAGGUCUGCGCCUCCGGCCUGAAGGCCGUCAUCCUCGGUGCCCAGACCAUCAUGACCGGAAACGCCGACAUCGUCGUCGCCGGUGGCGCUGAGUCCAUGUCCAACACCCCUCACUACCUCCCCAACAUGCGCACUGGUGCCAAGUACGGAAACCAGAGCCUGGUUGACGGAAUCCAGAAGGACGGUCUGCAGGACGCCUACGGCAAGCAGGAGCUCAUGGGCUUCGCUGCCGAGGAGUGCGCCGAGGACCACGGUUUCAACCGCGAGCAACAGGACGACUACGCCAUCCGCAGCUACCAGAAGGCCCAAGCCGCGCAGAAGGCCGGAGUUUUCGACUUCGAGAUCGCUCCCAUUGAGAUCCCCGGUUUCCGCGGCAAGCCCGGCGUCACCGUUUCCCAGGACGACGAGCCCAAGAACCUCAACCCGGAGAAGCUGCGCGCCAUGAAGCCCGCUUUCAUCCCCGGCACCGGCACCGUGACUGCCCCCAAUGCCUCCCCCCUGAACGACGGUGCCGCCGCGCACGUCCUGGUCUCCGAGGCCAAGGUCAAGGAGCUCGGUCUCAAGCCCAUUGCCAAGAUCCUCGGCUGGGGUGAUGCCGCUCACGCGCCUAACAAGUUCACCACCGCCCCUGCCCUGGCUAUCCCCAAGGCUCUCAAGCACGCUGGCGUGACUCAGGAGUCCAUCGAUGCUUUCGAGAUCAACGAGGCUUUCAGCGUUGUCUCCCUUGCCAACAUGAAGCUGCUCGGCAUCUCUGAGGACAAGGUUAACAUCCACGGUGGUGCUGUUGCCAUUGGUCACCCUCUUGGUGCUUCCGGUGCCCGUAUCCUGUCUACCCUGAUCGGUGUCCUCAAGGCUAAGCAGGGUAAGCUCGGCUGCGUUGGCAUCUGCAACGGUGGCGGUGGUGCUAGCGCCCUCGUCCUCGAGCUCCUCUAA